CGGCAAGGAGAAGGAGACGAACAAGAACAAGGAAUGGAGAGAAGAGGAUCCCAGCUCGAUCUACCGGGUUUCCGGUUCUAUCCGACGGAGGAGGAGCUCUUGGAUUUCUAUCUCAGACGAGUUGUUCUUGGCCAGAAGCUUCACUUUGAUGUGAUCGGCAGUCUCAACAUCUACCGCCAUGAUCCAUGGGAACUCCCAGGGCUGGCCAAGAUAGGGGAGCGAGAGUGGUACUUCUUCGUGCCGAGGGACCGGAAGAGCGGCAGCGGCGGGCGGCCGAACCGGACGACGGAGAGGGGGUUCUGGAAAGCGACGGGGUCCGACCGGCAGAUACGGAAGGCGGCAGAGCCGGGGCGGGUCAUCGGGGUGAAGAAGACGCUGGUGUUCUACCGGGGCCGCGCCCCGCGGGGGACCAAGACCGACUGGAUCAUGAACGAGUACCGGCUGCCGGAGGCGAAUUCCGCCUCCUCCGCCAUGCCGCUCAAGGAGGACGUCGUCUUGUGCAAGGUGUACAGGAAGGCAACGUCGCUGAAGGAGUUGGAGCAGAGGGCCGCCAAGGAAGAGGAUGCCAAGGCAUCACAAGGCUACAUUUCCAUGGCCGCCGACAGCGCAUCCAACUCCGAUCAAGAGAACUACCAGAGUCGAUCGGCUCCAAUGGACUGCGGUGUGAAGGAGAUGAAGCAGGAGGUUAUCCGGCCGGUGAACCUUCCGGAGCUUCAGGUUCCGAUGUCCGGCACGGAGUGGAUGCAGGACCCCUUCUUGGCACAGUUGCGCAGCCCAUGGCUGGACCAGUGGUCUCCAUAUGCCAACAUCCUUCACUUCUAACUGAGCCAUGAGCCAUGAACCUCCAUGGCUGGUUGAUCUGAUACAUGAAUCCUUCCCGACUGACCUAUAGAACGUGAUAGUUCGAGUGUUUUAUCCAAAAUUGAGACUUGUAUUUGAUAAGAUGAAAUAUCGUCUCUGCUUCUUCUCAAGAUGAGGCCUUGGGAUCAGCAUCAUUAUUGAUGUAGCUAGUGAUCUCCACCUGCAUGUUGUGGCUCCUGUGAUGUUGUUAGAGGAAGCUAUUGACAGUAUCAGAGAGAGCAGAUGCAGUAAAACAGCAGCUUACACUAUA
This is a messenger RNA of Musa acuminata subsp. malaccensis (wild Malaysian banana), 1111 nucleotides long. Its product is annotated as NAC domain-containing protein 22. Gene Ontology annotation, molecular function: DNA binding. NCBI's taxonomy places the organism in Eukaryota, Viridiplantae, Streptophyta, Magnoliopsida, Zingiberales, Musaceae. The record is from RefSeq and is a predicted model, not a curated record. Gene Ontology annotation, biological process: regulation of DNA-templated transcription.